This is a messenger RNA of Aureobasidium namibiae CBS 147.97, 639 nucleotides long. RefSeq lists its product as uncharacterized. Bases 1 to 639 code for a protein of 212 amino acids. NCBI's taxonomy places the organism in Eukaryota, Fungi, Ascomycota, Dothideomycetes, Dothideales, Saccotheciaceae. The record is from RefSeq and is a predicted model, not a curated record. The transcript has a single exon.
AUGCCUUUCAAGCAAACCUUUGAGAAACACCUCAACAAGGAUCUCGAGUCCAACCGCGACUCGGCUCUCUACCCACCACAACUCUCGCCGCCAGACCUUGAGCCUCAGACUUCUCCUCCACCCCCUCCACCUGCCGCUCCUCAAGUUUUCGCCAGCUACCCAGAGCGCAGAGGCGGCAUCUACAUUCCCACACCAUUGCUCAUCCUCCUGAUCCUGGUCUUGCUCUUCGAAUCUAGCGUCCUCUUCAUCUACACCGUGGUUGCUCUCUGGAACACCCUUCCAAUCAUCCCAAUCGCUGCACCUCAAGCAUUCCCUCAACAACAAUUCUUGCAGCAGUCCACUACCAUCACCUCCAUCUCCACAACCACGUCCACAAUGAUUCAAACUACUACUCUGCUGUCUACAACAACUUUGAAUUACAGCACCACUCUCCCUGCCUCUACUUCCAUCUCCACGACGACCAUUACUCCUUCGCCUCCUGUCACGGUCACCAAGCCGGCCCCCACUGUCACCGUCACGAGCACGCUUAGUCCUUUUGAGCUGCCUAGUAUCACCACUAUAACACUCAUGAGCACGAGCAGUUUGGGCGCAAGCGAUCAAAGCACGACAACCAGCACGACCGUAAUUACUGCUGGAUAG